Magallana angulata is the source of this 2856-nucleotide messenger RNA. RefSeq lists its product as uncharacterized. Bases 2350 to 2856 code for a protein of 168 amino acids. The record is from RefSeq and is a predicted model, not a curated record. The transcript is spliced from 4 exons. Lineage: Eukaryota; Metazoa; Mollusca; Bivalvia; Ostreida; Ostreidae.
UACCCUGUUACAGACAAGACAAAAACAUCAGUUUGCUUUAGCAUACACAAACAUGAAAGCCAAAUAUAAUUACGUAUUUAGGUCUCGUAGAGGAACUUCAUAUUGGUCACACUACAGAGAAUUGCGACGGAAUAUGCAAAGGCAUUUCAGUGAUUUGGAUGCAGCCGAAGUAUCAUUGCAGCAACAAGCCAUACAUUUAGAACACGAGGAGAAUUGUCUUUCUAUCCAACAAAUUCAAGAAAACAGUCAAGAAAUUACUGACAGUGUAUCUAACAAUGAAAGUGAUUCUGAGAAUGUAGUCUAUCAGAGAGAAUGAAUUAGAAAUACUAUGUUAUUUACACCUUAAUCAUUACUCCAGUGAUGAAACUGAUAAUGAGCAAGAUGAAAACAACCAUGAACAAGAAACUAAUACAAUUCGAGAAGAUUUGCGAAAAUGGGCAAUUAUGUAUAAUAUUCCUUUGACUGCCUUAGGAGACCUCUUAGAUAUAUUUCGUAAAGUUGUUAAAGAUCUUCCAAAAGAUCCUCGUACAAUUAUGGGAACUCCGAAACAAUACCACGUGUCAAAGAUUUGUGAUGGAGAAUACUAUCAUUUUGGAAUCAUGGAGGGUGUUCAAAAACAGAUUAAACAUUUAUGUGAUGAUUUACCGGAGAACUUUUGCUUUGAAUUACAGCUAAAUAUUGAUGGUCUCCCAUUAUUUAAAAGCACUUCACACCAAUUUUGGCCUAUUUUGGGAAAUCUAUGUAACAUUGAUAAAAAAAAAGUCCAUUUGUAAUUGGCUUAUUUUUUGGUGUUACAAAACCAACGAGCGUGAAAGAUUACCUUCAGCAAGUAGUUGAUGAAAUAAAUCAGCUACAGAUCAAUGGUUUUGAGUUCCAAACAAAACACUGGAACAUCAAAAUUCAUUCUGUUAUAUGCGAUACACCAGCACGAGCAUUUGUAAACUGUGUUAAGUCUUUCUCUGGGUAUCAUGGCUGUGACAGAUGUGAGCAACGUGGAAAAUGGGAAGGCAAGAUGACUUACCCUAAAAUUCGUGCAAACCUACGAACUGAUACUGCAUUCAACAGUAAACGAGAUGAAGAACAUCAUACAGGAGAUUUACCAUUCACUGAUACACAAUUAGGAAUGAUAAGUCAGUUUCCAAUUGAUUAUAUGCACCUGGUUUGUCUAGGUGUAACUAAAAGAAUCCUUAUUAUGUGGAUAAAAGGACCAUUAUGUAACAGGGUUGGACAACAUGUUAUUGGGAGUAUAUCUGACGCAUUAAUUGCUCUAAAAGAAAAUGUUCCUUGUGAAUUUGCCCGAAAACCUAGGUCUCUUACUGAAAUAGACCGUUGGAAGGCUACAGAAUAUAGACAAUUCUUACUCUACACUGGCCCAGUUGUUUUGAAACAUACCAUUCAUUCUAAUUUAUACAAAAAUUUCUUUUUUCAGUUGCAAUACACUUUCUACUCAAUAAAUAUUUGUGCAGAACAUACAACCAAUAUGUAAAAGAAUUGUUAGAAACAUUCCUCCAACAUUUUUAUCAACUGUAUGGUGUUGAUAUGGCUGUUUAUAAUGUACAUACUUUAAUUCAUCUUCCUGAUCAGGCACUUCAGUUUGGCAGCUUAGAUAACAUUUCCUCCUUCCCUUUUGAAAACUAUCUACAGAAACUAAAACGGUUAGUGCGAAAACCAGAAUUUCCGCUGCAACAAGUUAUUCGUAGACUUGAAGAACAGGCAAAUUGCGAUAAAAAGGAUCAUACCAACACAUCCCUGCACAUGGAGCAUAUAAGAGGACCCCUUUUACCUGAAUUUGUUGGAUCAACACAGUACCAAAAGGUCAAGACAAGAAAUUUUACAAUACGCCUGAAUAAAAAGGAUUCAUGUGUGCAAAUAGGAGGGAAAAUAUGCAUUGUACAAAACAUUGUGCAAAAUAAUGGAGAAAUUAUCCUUUUAUAUAAUAGAUAUCGACAAGAGAGUGAUUUUUUUAAUGUCCCAUUAUCUUCCAUGACUCUUGGAAUAAAAAAUGUGUCAGCUCUUGGAAACACUUUAAGAGAAGCAAAGUUAGAAGACAUUGAAGCCAAAUGUUAUUUAAUACCAUAUUUAAAUAACCACAAAGUGGCCUUCCCACUUUGUGACAGUAUAUGGCUAAAAAAUGGUAUGCGUACAUGUACAUUAUUUGAUGUGGUCCAUUUUUUUUUGGCGUGUAUUUUUUAACAACCCAUUCAAUGAAAUUCUUUUAAUUUUCAGGGGAGAAUAUGCCGUUGUUGAGUUCACCGACACCAAUGACGUGGAGCUUGUCCCUGUAUCAUGGAUCACCAGUGAUAAAAAGAGUGCUUCUGGCCUAAUUUUAGGUCUACUUCAAAACAAAAAAUGCCAGUCCGGCAGGGUAUGCUGCCGAACUCUACUGAGUUCAUGAAGUAUGUGGUGAAGAUCAUGUACCAAACCAAAGAUUAUGAGAAAGCCCGGAAAAAACUAAAAGAGGCAGAGUGCAAGUCAGAUUUACAGACGGAGGCCGAGGAAGAGGAAGUCACUAAAAAAAGAACAAAACGGCCGAAUCCAAAGUAUGACGAUUCAGACACAGAGUCGAGUGACAGUGAUUCUGAAAUUCGCCCGCGAUCACCAAAGAAAAAAAAGAAAACUGCCAGCACUGCCCCCACUGCCCAUCCCACCAUCACCAGCCAAGGCCAAUGGACAAAACUCAAAGUCUCAAGAUUUGAUAUCUUCAGGAAAUUCCAAGGCCAGGACAUCUGGGAUGCAACAAAUAAAGAUAUCGAGGAUGCCGCCAAAGACUGGCUGCGAUACUCCUGUGACAGGGAUGGGGGUAGGAAAGACAGAAAACAGAAAAAGGCUGCUGAAGAAGAACAGGAGUCCAGCUAA